Molecule: messenger RNA, 1515 nt
Organism: Tauraco erythrolophus (red-crested turaco)
Lineage: Eukaryota; Metazoa; Chordata; Aves; Musophagiformes; Musophagidae
Source: RefSeq, a predicted model, not a curated record
AUGCAGAAAGAGCUUCGUGGGAAGCUCUUGGAAGACACUGUGGAAAUAUCUAGGAAGAAUGAGUAUGAUCUUCUGGUAAUUGGUGGAGGGUCUGGAGGCCUUGCCUGUGCAAAAGAAGCUGCUCAGUUUGGAAGGAAGGUGGCUGUUUUGGAUUGUGUGGAACCUUCUCCACAAGGAACCAAAUGGGGACUCGGUGGAACUUGUGUGAAUGUUGGCUGCAUUCCUAAAAAGCUUAUGCAUCAAGCAGCCCUUUUAGGGGGUGCCCUUAAAGAUGCCCAACACUAUGGCUGGAACAUAGCCCAACCUGUUCAUCAUACUUGGUCUGUGAUGGCACAGGCUGUUCAGAAUUAUGUGAAAUCCUUGAACUGGGGACACAGAGUGCAACUACAAGACAAGAAGGUGAAGUAUUUCAACAUGAAAGGGAGUUUUUCUGAUCCACAUACAAUUCGUGGUUUAACAAAAGCAGGUAAAGAGACUUUUGUUACUGCAGAAAAUAUUGUCAUUGCUACUGGAGGAAGACCAAAAUAUCCUAUACACGUUGCAGGUGCACUGGAGUAUGGAAUCACAAGUGAUGAUCUAUUCUGGUUAAAAGAAUCUCCUGGGAAAACGUUGGUUGUUGGAGCCAGCUAUGUUUCACUUGAGUGUGCUGGUUUUCUAACAGGCAUUGGAUUGGACACUACAGUCAUGAUGAGAAGUAUCCCACUUCGUGGGUUUGAUCAGCAAAUGGCAUCUUUAGUAACUGAGCACAUGGAAUCUUAUGGCACAAAAUUUUUAAAGAGAUGUUUCCCAACCAAAGUUGAAAAAUUGGAGGGCAACAGAUUGCAUGUCACCUGGAAAAAUACUGACCUAGGCACAGAAGAAACAGAUUCCUUUGACACAGUGAUGUGGGCAGUAGGCCGAGCCCCUGAUACUGAAACUCUCAAUUUGGAGACAGUUGGAGUGAAAACUAAUUCUGAAACUGGAAAGAUCGUUGUUGAUGCCCGUGAAGCUACUUCUGUUCCUCACAUUUAUGCAAUUGGAGACAUAACAGAGGGCCGUCCUGAAUUAACACCCACAGCAAUAGCUGCUGGAAAACUGCUGGCUCGGCGUCUUUUUGGCCAGUCUUCAGAAUUGAUGGACUAUGACAAUGUGCCUACUACAGUUUUCACUCCCUUGGAAUAUGGUUGUGUUGGACUGUCGGAAGAAGCAGCUGUGCGAUGUUAUGGAUCAGAUAAUGUUGAGGUAUACCAUGCAUAUUAUAAACCUUUAGAGUUUACAGUGGCUGAAAGAGAUGCAACUCAAUGCUAUAUAAAAAUGGUGUGCUUACGAGAGAGCGAGCAACGAAUACUUGGCCUUCAUUUCAUUGGACCAAAUGCAGGCGAAGUUAUUCAAGGAUUUGCUCUUGGAAUCAAAUGUGGUGCUACGUAUCCUCAACUAAUGAAGACAAUUGGCAUUCACCCUACCUGUGCUGAAGAAAUUACCAAGUUGCACAUUACAAAACGUUCUGGCUUGGAUGCAACAGUCACAGGCUGCUGA